ACCUUAUCUUCAGUCAUUCUAUAAUGUUUAAGUGAUCGGGCGGCUGAGUGUUUGAGUCACUUCAAAAUGAAGCGCAGCCAUAUCUGGAUCUUAUUCCUAUUAGUGGAAGUAAAUAGUUGCUUCAGUUUUAAUUUCGAGCCUCCAAGAAUCUCUUUCGAUUAUGAAGACUUUGCCUACAAAUUCACUACAUCAGAUUUCAAAGGCGAGAUCGAAGAAUUCGUCUCCGAGAAAUGUCUGGGAGAUUUGACAACUUUUGUAGAGCGAUUAUUGAACCCAAUAGGAUCCCUUGAACCUGGAUCCGGCGGAAGAUGGCCUUUGAAAAUGUGGGAUGCCAUGGGAAAAUAUCCCACCGACGGAUUUUUCACCCAAGGCAACUUCAUCUCGCCCGGUUCUCCAUCUUCUUGCGUGGAAGUUGAAGCCAUUUUUGACACGGCUUCGAGCAAAGGCCAAUUUGCAGGCAAAUACUGUUACGUGACAAUGCUGUCUGUCAACCAAUCUUCAUCAACCAUGCCCAUUUUGGACGAUGUGCUUCGAGAACGACACACAAGAGGGUUGAAUUUGAUCUCACCAAGUGGAGCAGCAUUUCUAAAUGUUCCCGAAGCCAGGGCUCUUCUGGGAGGAGGACUUGGAAAAUUUGGCAUUUGUUUGCCCGAUUCGUGUUCGUUUCCGGAUAUCGAGAACCUGUUGGGUCUUUACAGCUUGACUUUAUCGUCACUUGACGAGUUAUUCAUCAUGUCACCGCAAAACUGCAUUGAGAACCAAUCCGACAAGGCUUUCGAGACUGGUGACAUCCUUUUCUUAAUAAUAAUUAGCAUUUUCUUGGCUCUGGUUGCUCUUGGCACCCUUUACGACUGGAUUCAUAGAUGGCAGAAGGACACAUCUUUGGCUCCGACGGAUAAUUGGAUUGUUGGGUUUUCUUUGCAAUACAAUUGUAGCAAACUCUUUCGAGUGACUGAGGCAUCCAGAGGCGAAGAUCACUUGAGCUGCUUGGAUGGAAUUCGAUUCCUGUCCAUGAGUUGGGUCCUUCUGUCUCAUGCAUAUUCCUCGUGUCUUGGACUACCUCUGAAAAACAUGUUUCACGUGGGAGAUGAGUUCGUGGAACCAUUUCUCUUUCGUACCAUUCUGAACGGCUAUGUGUGUGUUGAUAGUUUUUUCGUUCUCAGCGGGGUUCUCACGGCUUAUUUGACCUUCAAAGAAUUGGACCGAAAUGAAGGUUGGAUGAAUGUUCCACUUUUCUACAUUCACCGAUACAUUCGCUUAACUGGAGUGUACGCCAUGAUGAUAUUCUUCAGUGCCACAGUGUAUAAAUAUUUGGAUAUUGGUCCGCUUAAUAAUGUGGAGUUUGAAGUUCAAAUGUGCAAGGAUGUGUGGUACUCAAACCUGUUGUACUACAACAUCUUUGUCUUUGAACAAGGAUUUUGCUUGGGUCACACUUGGUUCUUGACGAAUGAUUUUUAUUUCUUCCUUCUCUCGCCUCUACUGACGAUUCCAAUGUGGUGGAUCACCAAGAAAUCCAAGCGAAUUUGGGCCCUGGUGUAUCCAUUGAUUUGGUUGGCAAUAUUCACGAUCAUUAUUGCUGUUUUGGCCUACGCCAAAGAUUGGCCUUUGUCUUCCCUAGUGGAUUUCAUGGACUAUGAUUACCAAAGUGAAAGCUACAUCAAACCUUGGUGUCGAUGUCAACCGUAUAUUUUAGGAUUAAUGGUGGGCUACCUCGUUCACACUACAAAGAAACAAAAUCUGAGGAUUAGUUGGCCGUUAAGCUAUUGGUUGUGGAUUGCAUCCACAGGUAUUGCCUUGUCCAUUAUAUGGGGAGUGAAUGUGCACGAGGUUUGGCAAACGGGUGUGACACCAACCUUAGUAGCCAGUGUAUUUUUUAACGCCUUUUCAAGAAUUGGUUGGGCCCUAGCACUGGGCUGGCUAAUUUUCGCCUGUUGUCGUGGACAAGCUGGGAGUUUUUGGAUCAAUUCCUUCUUGACAUGGGAAGGCUUUGUGCCUCUAAGCCGACUGACUUACUGCAUAUUUCUUUGCCAUUGCACUGUGAUUCCGGUUAUGCUUUCGUUCUUCACUCACCACAUUUACGUCACACACUUCUUUGUGACUUUGAUUAUCUUGGCUGCGUUUACGAUUUCUCUGAUGGUGGCCAUUUUCAUGUGUCUAGUGAUUGAGAUGCCGUUGUUAAAUUCAGAAAAACUUUUCUUCUCAUGGAUAUUUUCGCUUAGAAAAACUUCGUUAUAAAAGAGAGAGAUAAUAAACGGACUAUUUUGCCUUCUA
Tigriopus californicus is the source of this 2271-nucleotide messenger RNA. RefSeq names its product nose resistant to fluoxetine protein 6-like. Gene Ontology annotation, molecular function: acyltransferase activity, transferring groups other than amino-acyl groups. The record is from RefSeq and is a predicted model, not a curated record. The transcript has 12 exons. The coding region runs from base 67 to 2235 and encodes 722 amino acids. Lineage: Eukaryota; Metazoa; Arthropoda; Copepoda; Harpacticoida; Harpacticidae.